AUGGAUUUAAGUGGUACGAGAAUUGCAGUCGCUUUGUGGGGCAGUUUUGCAAUGAAGCUGAAUACUUACAUUUCACAACAUAAUAAUGACACUGCUCCUGUUAUUAUCCUGCUACGUCAACCUCAAGUUGGUAAUUGUUUUUUUGGGUCUAGAUUGCAUAUAAAUGAUGAUAUGCCUCAGAUUUUGGAGUUCAAAUCAAAUCUUAAUGUUGUGGAUACGAAUGUUGAGUCUUCUAGCCGUACAUCCCAGCUCAACUCAGAUACCGUUGUGGCUAAUCCAGAGGAUUACUACCUCCUUACUAAAAAUGAUGAUGAUGUUGAUGCUGGCCCUUUUCACUGUGAUGGUUGUGGAUUUGUCUCGGAUGUAUUUGGAAAGAUUAGGAUAGUAGUUCGUGUGCAAGAUGAAAGUGGCUCUUCUUCGUUUGUAUUGUUUGAGUGUCACGUAAAAGAUCUUAUUCAUCGUGGAAACCAAUGGUUGAUGGACAAAAUAGCUAAGAAUCAAGGGCGACAACAGAUACCUAAUGAGUUCAAUAUUCUUCUAAAUAAGAAGUUUGUCUUCAAAGUUCAGAUUUCCAUGUUCAAUCUGCAGAACAACUAUCGUGCUUACACUGUGCAUAAGUUAACCGAUGAUGAUGAAAGGGUUCUUGCUGAGGUGACAAAACGGUCACCAAAUCAUCAACAUGAUAAUAUAAAUGAUAAUGGUACUCCUAUUAACAAGCCAAAUAAGGUUGGUAAAUGUCUCAUAUAUUUCCAAAGUCAAACCCGUUACAUUUCAAGUGACAUGCCUAUGGAAAAAGUGGACUAUGAUUACUACAACAUAGAAUUGUUUUCAUCUACUACAUGGCAAUGGAGGGAGUUUCAAAAUAUCCGGUUACCAUCAUCUGUUUAUCCUGUCUCUGAUGAGGCAGUUACAAGUGGCGGUGCCGUAUACUUCUUAUUAUCUAAUGAUACCAUAUUGCGAUUUGAUAUUUAUUCAGAAGAACAUAUACUCAUAUUUGCACCUUCUACUAUUAAUGAAUUAAAACCGUAUGCAUCGAGACUAAUCAAGUUUCACGGAAAAUUAGGAUAUCUCUCUAUAAGUGGAGAUAGUUCGUGGGUUAUUUGGAUUUUCAUUCACAAUCAGUGGGUUAAAGUAGAUGAUAGUACUUACAAUGAAAGUGCACAUGAAUGGUGAGAUUAUAGAAACAAUACCCUAUAUUUCUUUAAAGGAAAUACGAUUGAGUAUGUGGUUCCGACACAUCAUUCUCAACAAGUUUUUUCAAUCCGUUCUGAUUUUGAUACAGUGA
Lactuca saligna is the source of this 1285-nucleotide messenger RNA. The record is from the annotation of a GenBank genome assembly. NCBI's taxonomy places the organism in Eukaryota, Viridiplantae, Streptophyta, Magnoliopsida, Asterales, Asteraceae.